GGUGAUGUCAUGGCGAGAGCCCAGCAGUGGUGCUGAUGUUGAGAGAAGCCUAGGGUACCACUAAUUGAGGGAGUGAGAAGAGAACAGCUCUCUUUGGAAACCGGACUGCAGGGUUGUGAUUGUGUUCUGAGCCAGUAAUAAACACUCGCUGUGACUUUCAGUCAACCCAACCACCAGAUUCCAGCCAACAUGACCCUUGCAGCCUACAAGGAGAAGAUGAAGGAGCUCCCACUGGUGUCUCUGUUCUGCUCCUGCUUCCUGUCCGAUCCCCUGAAUAAAUCAUCCUACAAGUAUGAAGGCUGGUGUGGGAGACAGUGUAGGAGGAAAGGUCAAAGCCAGCGGAAAGGCAGUGCUCACUGGAGAGAAAGAAGAGAAGAGGCAGAUACGGUGGACCUGAACUGGUGCGUCAUCUCUGACAUGGAAGUCAUCGAGCUGAACAAGCGCACCUCCGGCCAGUCCUUUGAAGUCAUCCUGAAGCCACCCUCCUUCGAUGGGGUGCCCGAGUUUAACGCCUCCCUCCCCCGACGGCGAGACCCAUCCUUAGAAGAGAUUCAGAAGAAACUAGAAGCAGCUGAGGAGCGAAGGAAGUACCAGGAAGCGGAGCUCCUGAAGCACCUAGCAGAGAAACGAGAGCACGAGCGAGAGGUGAUCCAGAAAGCCAUUGAGGAAAACAACAACUUCAUCAAGAUGGCAAAAGAGAAGCUGGCCCAGAAGAUGGAGUCUAAUAAGGAGAAUCGGGAGGCCCACCUGGCCGCCAUGCUGGAGCGGCUGCAAGAGAAGGACAAGCACGCAGAGGAGGUGCGGAAGAACAAGGAGCUGAAGGAAGAGGCCUCCAGGUAAAGCCCAGAGGCCAAGGAAGCUUCCAGGACAGCCAGACGGCUCCCACAGCAACCUGGUUCCAGCAGCCUUGGCUGCUGGCUGCUCUCCCAGCACUGGGGUUUGGGGGGUGGGGGGUGGCCAAGGGGCGUUUCCUCUGCUUUUGGUGUUUGUAUAUGUAAGGAUUGACCAGUGAAGCCAUCCUAUUUGUUUCUGGGGAACAAUGACGGGGUGGGAGAGGGGACAGAAGGAGAGAGUGUGGAAAGAGAGGUAGCGAUGAGCCCAUGGACAUUGUGACACUGUCCACUGACUGAAGACUUGGGCCAAGGCCCCCGCUUUUCACGGCUCUGCCUGGACAUCCAGCCUCCAGGUUCUGAGUGGAGAGAAGAUGAGAACCGAGGCAAAAAUUCAGAGUGAAGGGCAGAGUCCAGGUGGGGUAAUGGCUGCAGGGCCAGCAGGACAAACCCAUCUGGAUGGAGUGAGACCCGCCCUUCAGUGGGUGGUACAAGGUCUGUGUGUGUGUGUGUUAAUUGUCAUCUUUUGAUCAUCAUGACCAAUGAAACAUUUACUUCAA
This is a messenger RNA of Onychomys torridus (southern grasshopper mouse), 1390 nucleotides long. RefSeq names its product stathmin 4 (gene Stmn4). NCBI's taxonomy places the organism in Eukaryota, Metazoa, Chordata, Mammalia, Rodentia, Cricetidae. Gene Ontology annotation, biological process: microtubule depolymerization; neuron projection development; regulation of microtubule polymerization or depolymerization. Gene Ontology annotation, molecular function: tubulin binding. The coding region runs from base 190 to 840 and encodes 216 amino acids. The transcript has 7 exons. The record is from RefSeq and is a predicted model, not a curated record. Gene Ontology annotation, cellular component: cytoplasm; neuron projection.